UCGAUUUUUUCCAAUCACUUCCCCCAAAUCCCUCCUCUAAAAUCCACUCUCAAAAUCCAUUAAAAAAAAAAACCCUAAAAAGGGUGUUUGAAAUUUUUUUCCGAUUUUCUCCGAUUCGAUUUUGGAAAAAAAAAAAAAAACAACCGGAAUCGCCGCUUCGAUUUCAAAAUCUUCGAAAUAAUUUUACACAGGCCGUUUGAAUUUGAUUCUCUAUUUCUAACCCUUUUUCGUUACCGCUACGGAGGUUUCUUCUUCGUAGUGGUUCAUCUUCUUCACAGAAGAAAUCAAAUUCAAAUGAGGCCUUUUCUGUAUAUCUUUUUGAUCGGGGAGGGAAAAAAGUCAACGUGAAAAAAAGGUGGAGGGUAUUUAGAGCGAUGUUGGGUGAGAUUCGCUGUGGGUUUAAUGUUGAAAGUUGUUUCUUCCAUUUAGCCGAAUGGCAUCCUUUGCAAUAGCAUAGUUGAUUCGGGCUUCAGGCCUUUAAAGAAAAUCAGGUUUAAGAUUUGUUGUUCGUUGUUCCGAGGCUUGAGAGCUGCAAUUUACUACCUUCAAUGUUUUGAGUGUUUAAAUGUUUAGUAAGAGUGUUUCAUUUGCUAGAGCAAUGGGGUGUUGUGGUUGCUUUGGCUUCACAGCAAGGCCCAAACAAACUUCCAGGCCCAAUUGUAGAUCUAACUUUAAAAUUUCCCGGGAGUUAUUGUUAGAAGAAGAAAUAGAAGAAGAAGAUGAUGAUGAUUGUUCAUAUUACAGUGAGGUUACUAACACUGCUCAUAGAGAUGAAGUGGAGUCUAUAGGUCGUGCCAAGCGUUCUGAAGAAAUUUUGAGGUUCAAACUUGACAAUGGCUUGAUUUGCAGGCAAUUUCCUGUCAAGGAAACCAACAGGAUUGUCCGGUCAGAGGAUGGAAAUGGGAAUAAGAUGAUUAAUGAGUAUGUGAGGGAAUACAAGAUUGGUUCUGGUAGCUAUGGAAAAGUGGUUCUGUAUCGAAACAGCAUAGAUGGGAAACACUAUGCUAUUAAGGCUUUUCAUAAGUCUCAAUUGUCAAAGCUGCGAGUUGCUCUUACAGAGACGGCACUGACUGAUGUUCUUCGUGAGAUUCUAAUUAUGAAAGUGUUGGAACAUCCCAAUAUAGUCAAUCUCAUUGAGGUGAUUGAUGACCCUAGCAUGGAUCAAUUCUACAUGGUUCUUGAGUAUGUGGAAAGCAAAUGGGUUUGUGAUGGUUCUGGUCCUCCUGGAGGCAUUGGUGAAGAUACUGCUAGGAAGUAUGUGCGAGAUAUAGUAUCUGGACUUAUGUACCUCCAUGAUCAUAACAUUGUGCAUGGAGAUAUAAAACCUGAUAAUUUGUUGAUUACUAGCACGGGUACGGUGAAGAUAGGGGAUUUCAGUGUCAGCCAGGUUUUUGAGAAUGACAACGAUGAGCUUCGCCGUACUCCCGGGACUCCUGUGUUUACUGCACCCGAGUGUUGUCUAGGUUCAGUAUAUCACGGAAAAGCUGCUGACACGUGGGCUGUGGGAGUUACCUUGUACUGUAUGGUACUUGGAAAAUAUCCGUUUCUUGGUGAGACACUACAGGAUACAUAUGAAAAGAUUGUUAAUAACCCUUUAAUCCUGCCGAACGACAUGAACUCAGAGUUGAGGAGCUUACUAGAAGGACUUCUUUGCAAAGACCCAAAAGAGAGAAUGACUUUGAAUGAUGUAGCCAAGCAUCCUUGGGUUAUUGGAAAAUAUGGACCGAUACCCCAGUAUAUGUGUUGGUGUAAGCGCAACAAUACUGACGAGGGGCGGAAUCCAAUACGAGGAAUGAUGAUACUCAAUGGUAACUAACUAAUCUUCUGCUUUUGAGAAUUUGCUGUACAGUAAACUAAAAAGAAAAAGAAAACUCGGGCCUCCUUUUUUGCCCGGUUACUCCCUUUUUAAUGCAUGCGCCGGAGAACCAAAAAAUCAAGAAAGCCGAAGACCGAGAUGAAACAGUAGUGGUUGUUUCGGGUUUUAUGAUAAGAUAUACAGUAGGGAAAUAUUUGUGCAAAAAGUGAUUCUGUGAGAUAUGAUAUCAUAGCUUGGGUUUGUUUGUUUUUUUUCGAUACCGAGCUUUAGUUUGUUAUGGUUUGUAUGAGUGUUAUUCUCAAUGGUAUCUCAAAUCUAUUGUACAUUAAACGAAAUAAUUUACUUUACAAGCAAGUACUUAUAAUUUUGUGAGAUUA
Gossypium raimondii (Peruvian cotton) is the source of this 2193-nucleotide messenger RNA. RefSeq names its product serine/threonine-protein kinase GRIK1. Gene Ontology annotation, biological process: intracellular signal transduction; protein phosphorylation. The record is from RefSeq and is a predicted model, not a curated record. The transcript has 12 exons. The coding region runs from base 566 to 1816 and encodes 416 amino acids. NCBI's taxonomy places the organism in Eukaryota, Viridiplantae, Streptophyta, Magnoliopsida, Malvales, Malvaceae. Gene Ontology annotation, molecular function: ATP binding; protein serine/threonine kinase activity. Gene Ontology annotation, cellular component: cytoplasm.